GAAGGAAAGUGGUGGAAGAAUGUUCAAAACGAUUAGACAACUAGCUUUAUAUCAUCUCCAUAGAUAAAGUAACAGAAAGUGGCGAACAAGAGACGAACGGACUUAGAUAUAUCUAAUGGAGGCGGCUCUGUUCCUGAUUUUUUGCUUCCUAUUAUCAUUCAUUCUCCUAGCCGCCGUCAGAUCCAAACGUAGAUCAACCUUACUACCUCCGGGACCUCCAGGAUGGCCUAUCAUUGGAAACAUUCUCCAAAUAGGAAAAGCUCCACAUCGCUCACUCGCCGACCUCUCGAGAAUUUAUGGACCCGUCAUGAGUCUUAGGCUUGGAAGUUUAACCACAGUGAUCAUUUCCUCACCGGAGGCCGCAAGAGAGGUGCUUAAAACACAUGAUCAAGUCCUGUCUGGACGAAUAAUCCUCGACCCGAUUCAAUCCAUCCACCAAGAUGUCUCCAUGGCCUGGUUACCUUCAACAUCCCCUCGUUGGAGGUUAUGGAGAAAGAUAUCGGCGACUCAAAUGUUCUCCCCGCAAUGUCUCGACGCUACCAAGACAGUGCGCAUGAAGAAAGUGAAUGAACUUGUAACAUUUAUUAGUGAAAUAUGCGAAAGAGGAGAGUCCAUCAACAUUGCUCGUGCCUCCUUCGUCACAUCGCUCAAUCUAAUUUCAAACACUCUAUUUUCGACAGACUUGGGUAGUUAUGACUCAAAAAUCUCCAUGGAGCUCCAAGAAUCGGUGGUUCGUAUAAUGGAAACCAUUGGGAAACCAAACCUAGCCAACUAUUUUCCGCUUAUAGGGUUUCUUGAUCUGCAAGGUAUCCGAAAAGAGAUGAAGGUAUGCUCAGAUGUGUUGUUUCAGGUUUUUCAAGGGUUCAUCGAUGCUCGGAACAAUGAGAAAACAACGAGGAAUGAAAGUGAUCUCUUGGAUUCACUUAUGGAUUUAGUCAAAGAAAAUGGACCCGAGCUCAAAGUGAACGAAAUCAAACACUUUAUAUUUGACUUGUUUCUUGCAGGGACUGAUACGAACUCCACCACGGUGGAAUGGGCAAUGGCUGAGCUACUUCGCAACCCUAAGACAAUGGCUAAAGCUCAAGCUGAGAUGGACGAUGUGGUAGGUCUAAACGGUGUCGUUCAGGAGUCACACAUCUCGGAUCUUCCAUAUUUACAAGCAUUAGUGAAAGAGACUCUCCGUUUGCACCCACCGGGUCCACUUCUGGGACCACACAAAGCCGAGUCAAAUGCAGAGAUUUUAGGGUUUCUGGUGCCUAAGAAUGCUCAGGUUCUGGUAAACGCUUGGGCUAUAGGACGAGACUCGGGCAUUUGGGAAAACGCAGAGCAGUUCGAGCCAGAGAGGUUUUUGGUGGGACGAGAGAUUGAUUUGAAAGGUAGAGAUUUUGAGCUGAUACCGUUUGGGGCUGGAAGAAGAAUAUGUCCUGGAAUGUCUUUGGCUAUGAAGACAGUAUCUCUCAUUCUUGCUUCUCUUCUUCAUUCUUUUCAAUGGAAGCUUCAAAAUGGUGUCCUUCCUGAGGAUUUGGACAUGGACGAGAGCUUCGGUCUUAGCUUGCAUAAGGCCAACCCACUUUAUGCAGUCCCCGUCCUGAAACCUGCGAAUGGUAGUCUUUUGUAAUUUAUAUUUGCACUAUGAAGAAAAUGAAUAAAACUACCACUCUUGCAUUAUAGUAAGUCUUGGUUUGUUUUGUAUAAUAAGUAAUGAGUGAAAUUGUUAAGUUUC
This is a messenger RNA of Brassica napus (rape), 1723 nucleotides long. RefSeq names its product cytochrome P450 76C4-like. Lineage: Eukaryota; Viridiplantae; Streptophyta; Magnoliopsida; Brassicales; Brassicaceae. Gene Ontology annotation, molecular function: iron ion binding; heme binding; monooxygenase activity. The record is from RefSeq and is a predicted model, not a curated record. The transcript is spliced from 3 exons. The coding region runs from base 116 to 1618 and encodes 500 amino acids.